Tachysurus fulvidraco (yellow catfish) is the source of this 3465-nucleotide messenger RNA. RefSeq names its product leucine rich repeat (in FLII) interacting protein 2 (gene lrrfip2). The record is from RefSeq and is a predicted model, not a curated record. The transcript is spliced from 28 exons. Bases 568 to 2829 code for a protein of 753 amino acids. NCBI's taxonomy places the organism in Eukaryota, Metazoa, Chordata, Actinopteri, Siluriformes, Bagridae. Gene Ontology annotation, biological process: regulation of DNA-templated transcription.
GAAACUCUCCCUGAUCUUCAUCUUACUUCCGGUACAGUGUAUCUCUCCCUGGAAUAAGGCGAGUGUUAGGAAAGAAGGAAGGAAGAGCAGUUUGUUAGUAUAGGCAUGUUAUAAAACCACAUGAAUGCCUGGGUCAUUGUCCUUCUCUAAAGGACAGAUAGGACACUUUGAAAUGUUUGGAAGUUUGGGAGACUUCAGAAGUGUGGCGUGACGGGCAGUUUCUUCUCUCUCUCUCUCUCUCUCUCUCUCUCUCUCUCUCUCUCUCUCUCUCUCUCUCUCUCUCUCUCUCUCUCUCUCUCUCUCUCUCUCUCUCUCUCACACACACACACACACACACACACACACGGAGCUCUGGAUCAUUUAGGCCAGUUGGAGCUAUCGUUAGCCAGUCAGCUAACCAUUGCUAGCCUCUUUUAGGGGAGUGAGGCGACAUUUCACUGUACAAACCAACACUGGAUGGGAAUAAACGUGUAAUUCAACGCCAGGAAAAAGAAAACUACAAAAUCAACAUAGACUACAUUUGCUUUGAUUACCAGUCUGUCUGGAACUAGCCACACAGGAACCAAUAUGAGUACACCAAGUUCAGGCCGAAAACGUGCACAGAUCAAGGACCGAUUCUCUGCUGAGGACGAGGCCUUAAGUAGCAUAGCACGAGAGGCAGAAGCAAGACUUGCAGCAAAGCGAGCUGCCAGGGCAGAAGCACGAGAUAUCAGAAUGAGAGAACUGGAGCGACAACAGAAAGAGUUCACUUCCCACCAAUCAUCUUCUAGUAAAAAGUGGGGACAAAUCCAGCAGUGGAUGGCUGACACAGAAAAGGCCCGCCACAGCAAUCAAUCCAAAAGCCAGAGUCGCAGAAAGGGCCUCAAAGAUGAUGCCAUGUCAGUCCACAGCAGUGGAAGUUACAGGUCUUCUGCCUCAUUGCUGCUAGGCAACUUGCAUUACUCCAGCCUCACGACCAGCUCUAGGAAAAAAAGUUUGGUGUCUGAUGGCAGAAGUUCCUCUUUGAAGAGCUCUCAUUCCACUAGCUCAGUGUAUAAUGACCUUCAUAGGAAGUCUGCUUCCUCCAGGAAAAAACCUGACCUACUGACAGGAUUGUAUUAUGACCAAACAAAAUAUAGCAGUCUAGGAAGUUCCAAACUGCCUCCACCUCUCUCUUCUACUGCUGCUACCCAUCAGCCCUGGGUUUCCAGCACUACCUCUAUAGGACUUACGCGCAGCCACAGCGCGGCCUCAAUAAGUGAUGCUAGUCUCUAUGGGCCAUAUGGUUCCAGAGCUACGUCUGAAUACAGCUGGUGCUCUUCUGGUGCUAGUUCGACUCGCAGUAGUCCAGUGUCCUCGUCUGAUGACGAUUCUGCCAGCACUACAUCUCAGGAUCACAUCAAACAUGGAAGGAGGGAUAGUGUGUCAUCUGAACUUUCUGACAUGAGUGAGACUGCUGCUGACUAUUUCAGCCGUUCAAACCGGAGAGGUAGUAUUAUUUCUGACCUAGAUGAUCUGAGCAUCCCAGAUCUGGACAUUUUGGAAGAAAAAUGUGACAAGCAGUACUCGGAUCCCUUCAGUCGUCCAUCUUCUCGAUGUGCCACUCCAGGCCUCUCUGCUGCCACACUGGCCACUCUUGGUGGUACUUCAUCCAGAAGAGGCAGUGGGGAAAUGUCCAGUAUUGUCAUUGAACCGGAUGCUUCUUUGAGCGAACUGAGGGACAUCUAUGAUCUAAAGGACCAGAUUCAGGAUGUAGAGGGGCGAUAUAUGCAGGGUCUUAAAGAGCUGAAGGAAUCUCUGUCUGAAGUAGAAGAGAAGUAUAAGAAGGCCAUGGUAUCUAAUGCACAACUCGACAACGACAAGGCAAACCUCAUCUACCAGGUGGACACACUCAAGGAUGUCAUUGAGGAAAUGGAAGAGCAGAUGUCAGAGCUGAGCCGGGAAACAGAGGAGAAGUCAAAAGAGAUAGAGAGGCAAAAGCAUACAUGUUCAGUCCUGCUGCAUAAACAAGAGGAGCUAAAAGAGGGAAUCCGUCAACGAGAUGAACUUAUUGAGGCAAACCAGAACUUUCAAUUCAAGUUAGAUACCCUCACAAGGGAGGUGUUUGACCUACAGGAAACUGUUAACUGGAAGAACAAAAAGAUUGCGGCCUUAGAGAGACAGAAAGAGUACUUUGAUUGCAUUAGGAAUGAGAGGGAUGAGCUCAAAGAUGAGCUGGCUGAACUCAAGGGGAAAUCCAAAUCUGUAGAGAAACAUGGACUGGUUAUCAUUCCAGAGGGCACGGCCAAUGGGGAUGACAGUCGAGAAUCCCACACCUCAGUGAUCUCUCUUGUCUCUCAGGAAUCUGCUCAGGUUCUAGAGUCAGCUGGGGAUGGUCCUCUGGAUACUCGACUACGAAAGCUUGCUGAAGAAAAGGAUGAACUUUUAUCCCAAAUAAGGAAACUAAAAACACAGCUACAGGAUGAGAGACAGAAACAUUCUAAGAUGGAAAGUGUUUACUCAGAGGGAGAACGUCUAGAAAAUGGCACUGACUUGAACAUAAUUGAAAUGCAGAGAGAUGUCAACCGACAAAUUAGUGAAUAUAAAUUCAAACUUUCAAAGGCGGAACAAGAAAUGGGCACAAUGGAACAAAAUAUAAACAGACUUGAAGCUCAGGUGUUAAGAUACAAAGCAUCAGCUGAUAACUUUGAGAAAAUUGAAGAUGAACUAAAGGCAGAGAAAAGAAAACUUCAGCGGGAGCUACGUGGUGCACUUGACAAAAUUGAGGAAAUGGAGAUGACCAACAAUCACUUGGUGAAGAGACUGGAAAAGAUGAAAGCAAAUCGCAAUGCUCUCCUCUCACAGCAGUGAUAAGAUUAGCCUUGGACUAUUCUUUCAAAACAGUUCUUAAAUAUCUGUCACAGCAAAUUUCUGUCACAUGGAAAAUGCUGUUUUUGCCACCUAACACUUCACAUCUAUGGGAAACAAAAAUAAACACUUGGUAAUAACAGAAAAUACUUUAAAUUUUUUCACUAAAGAUAAAAGUUUGGUGCACACUUCAGUUUGCCUGGAAUAGAGAAAGUGAUUUUUUUUGGUUUUUUUUUAAUCAACCCAAGGGUGUUUUCCUGACCCCACCCCAAAACCCCACCCCCACCAUUGGUUUUAUGUCUUGUGUUUGGAAAGCUUUGUAUAUCAUGGUUUUCACCUGGGUUAUAUUGCGUGGAUUGGGUGCUUGAUUCUUCCUAAUGUCUUCUGCUUCUGCAAUAGGCCGCAUGAAUGAGUGUAAAAAUGUAUUUUAAAUUACUUCACACAACUGCUGACAUUUAUGAAUGUUUGCAACACUGUGCCUUUGUUUAACAUGGGAACUGAGGGUUUGCAUUAUAAAGAAAUGGUAUCGGUACAAAAAAUUAUUUAAUGUAAGUAUUCAGUCUGAUGUGAUGGUAUAAAACAGUUCUCUAUGGUUUCAGUGGGGUUUCAAAAAUAUUAAAAAUAAAAAAGUAAAUUGGA